Molecule: messenger RNA, 821 nt
Organism: Aaosphaeria arxii CBS 175.79
Lineage: Eukaryota; Fungi; Ascomycota; Dothideomycetes; Pleosporales
Product: peptidyl-prolyl cis-trans isomerase pin4
Exons: 2
Coding region: 63-440 (125 amino acids)
Biological process (GO): rRNA processing
Molecular function (GO): DNA binding; peptidyl-prolyl cis-trans isomerase activity
Source: RefSeq, a predicted model, not a curated record
GUGGGGGGGUGUGAAGGUAGAACUGUUGUUUGCUUCAAUAAACACUCCUUCUUCACUCAACAAUGGCGCCUAAAAAUAAAGGCAAAGCGAAGGACGCAUCCAAAGAUGGCGGUGAUAAGGGGUCUUCUGCAAAAGGCGGAAAGCUGAAACCGGCGACCAGCAUCAAUGUUCGACACAUACUUUGCGAGAAACACAGCAAGAAAGAGGAAGCACUGCAAAAGUUGCGGGACGGGGCCAAGUUUGAUGAAGUUGCAAGAGAGUUCAGCGAAGACAAGGCCAGACAAGGUGGCUCUUUAGGGUGGAAAACGCGUGGUUCUCUUCUCGCCGAUUUCGAAAAGGUUGCAUACGAUCUAGAGCCAAGUACGACGGGCAACCCAAAGUUGGGCGAAUGCAAAACGAACGAGGGAUAUCAUAUCAUCAUGGUGGAAGGAAGAAAGUGAUAUGAUCGGAAAUAUAUACUAUGACUCUGACUGAUCAUACAUCGCGUGCCGUAGAGACAGCCAUCUAGCGAACAGCACUCCGUAGGAAUCUACACGUUCUCUGGCACAUGACGGUUGAUAGAACCAUCUCCUCGCCCUAAUGACGAUCUGUGCAGGCAUAACUGCGCAGUUCCUAUGGCAAAGGUUUAUACCUAUGAACUUGUCUCGAUACUGUUUAUGACGAUGUUUUCUGGCUAGAUCAACAAGUGUCAUCGUUAGAGUCGAAUGGGGUGGGAGCACAACCUAUGACAAGCAUCCCACGUACGAUAUGUCUCCUCUAGUGUAACAAUCUUCAAGCCUGGAAAAUAUAAUUCUGGAGAGGGCUUCUUUCAAUUGAACACG